AUGGCAGAUAAGUUAAGAGAAAAGAAUCAAUACAAUUUACUCAAAUCCAAGUAUGGCUCUAUUGGAAACCCAGAUACUACAGAUACAACGGAAUUUUUAACAAAUAUUCAUAAAGACACUAUAUCGUCAUUAGCCCAUCACUCUCAACUUUUGCUAUACAAUUCAAUUGUCCUUAACCAACAUCCACAUUUACUUAAACAAGAGCUAAUCAAGAAAAUAAACAAAACCAAUGCAUCAAAAAAUUAA
Molecule: messenger RNA, 246 nt
Organism: Spathaspora passalidarum NRRL Y-27907
Lineage: Eukaryota; Fungi; Ascomycota; Pichiomycetes; Serinales; Debaryomycetaceae
Product: U2 snRNP complex subunit YSF3
Exons: 1
Coding region: 1-246 (81 amino acids)
Source: RefSeq, a predicted model, not a curated record